Molecule: messenger RNA, 426 nt
Organism: Necator americanus (New World hookworm)
Lineage: Eukaryota; Metazoa; Nematoda; Chromadorea; Rhabditida; Ancylostomatidae
Exons: 1
Coding region: 1-426 (141 amino acids)
Source: RefSeq, a predicted model, not a curated record
AUGGUUCUUGCCUUGAAAACAAAAAUCACACAGGAAGUGACCGAUGGAGUUGAAGCUGAAAAGGGGGCCCGCAGUAUUGUGAUCACUGGCUUAGCGGAAUUGGAUGCUGAUAGGUCUUUGAUAGAAAGACAGAGGGACAUCGGAGAAAAAGUGGCCAAUGUCCUUUGUACGCUUGAAGUUGACUGCCCACCCGAAAUAGCUUAUAGGUUGGGAAAGUUCAAUGGUAACAAGCCACGUCUUGUUGAAGUUGUACUCCCUUCUCGUUCCCACUGGGCUAAGGUUCAGUCGAGAGCGCACCUCCUACGCCGCUCAAGCCUUUCGAACAUAUUUGUACGUAAAAACAUGACGGCGGCAGAACGAAAACGGGAUUAUGAGUUGAGGCACGAGGCUCGUCUAAGAAAUGAACGCUCAUAUACGCGUGAGUGA